UGGCAGAGAGUAAGAAGAGUAAGAACGUAGAAGAAGAAGUAAACCCGCGAUAGUAGAGAAGGACCAUGUAAUGUUAUACCAAAUUCAUAAUUGUGGGAUUUUACUGACAUUCAAAGUGAAACUUUCAGACUUGGCUGAACAAAAUAACAUGUCACUGUGGCGAACAUGAAUGUUUGCGUUAUCAAAGGUAUAAUGUAUCUCUUAGAUUAGCUAGUAAGUUAAUUUUGUCGGGGAAAAGUGCCUAAAAAUGGAAGAAACCGUGAUGGAGUCGGAAUCAGUUGAUCUGGCGGGGUCUACUUCACAUCAUCAAGUUGCUGAGGCUUGGGAGAAUGUCACUACAGCUUUGGUAAGUAAGCUAUUUAUUAUCAUGUUCUGAAACUCCACAGGAAGAUAUCAGGGACUUGUCCGGCAAAAUUUUAUACCUCAAAAUUGAGCUUUUUGGCACUUUUUUGCCAUGUUUUAUUCUCAAAAGACAUAACUCAGAGAUGAUUAUUGGCAGAAAAGAUGUUCGGCCGAAUUCGGCGCAUGGCAAACCUGUUUUUUCGUCAUUGUGAAUAAGAAACCAACGCAGCAUAACGAGGAUGAUUCCGAGCUAUUACAGUAUAGCACAGCUUUAAAAAUCGACCUGUCUGUGAAUGGAGUUUGGUCUGAUAACCUCUGGGCUUAACAACAUGGGAAGAAUAACCUGAAACGAGCAUCCAAGCCCGAUAUUUUCCAUCUCUUACACCUUGUUUCUUCAUGCUCUGUUCUUCAGGUGUCCCCUGGCUGCUUGAUGACAGAGCAGAGCCUCUCAGAGUCCCUGACCCUGCUGUCUGACCAGGGUCUAGACCGGCUGCUUGGAAGCUGGUUGCUGGAGACUUUGCAGAUGCGUCUGUCCUCCUGUGUGGUUCCUGAGUUCUGGUCUGGACUCAAACAGCCGGAGAAUGAGCUGGACGAGAGAGGCAGGGCCUGGGUUCUCCUCACUGCCUUUCGGACUCUGUUAGGGCAGCUUGAACCUUUCCUGUGUAAGAAAAUAAGCUCACCAAGUUCAGUCCUGAUUGUUGGCUUUCUUUUUUUGUAGAAGUAUUUUUAUUUAAGCGGCCUCUUCUCCCGCUUUAUAGGUGGUUUGGAGAUGCUGGGGAGAUGGCAGGAUGAGGGCCGUGGCAGUCUCUGUGGUGCAGGGUCUAAAGGCCUCCAGGAGCGAGCCUUCACCAUCAUCAGAGCUCUCCUCCUUUUCUCCCCUUCCCCCGUCCUUCAGGAGCGAGUGCUGGAGUUUUACAGCAGGACCUUCACCGUCUACAUGAACCAAGAGGGAGAGGCUGAGGACGUGGCUGAGGUCUCAGAGGGUCCUGAAGGUGGAGGGUUCUGCCGGGGCUGUGGGAUCCCGACACAUCAGUGCUGGUGUCAGGAGGCUCUGAAGCAGCUGCAGGAGCUCAGCCACAUACUGUGAGCAAAAUUACUGUUAUGUGCUGUGGUUAAUGAGCUGAGGGUCAUUUGAAUACUGAGAUGUACUUUUUGUGAGGUUCUAGUCUUACACUGUCAGGUCUGCCACUUAUUACAACACUACCAACUAUACAACAAAAAAGCUGGCAUUAAGCAUUGAUUUGAAAAUAUUAAUUCAUGCAUCACAAAGAAUAUUCUUUCACUUCAAACACUUAUCAUGGUACUGCUUAUUGGCAGACUUGUGGUCAAAUAAACAUUAAACUGAGCAUUUUCAUCCAAAGUAAGUUCAACUCUUGCGGUUUGAGUUUUUAAUACAGUUGUGUUACUUUUAAGAAAGCUGCUUGGUAUUUUGAAAUAGUCUUCAAAUACACUGAAGGCACAAAAUGACACAAACUGACCACUAAUUUCAACCUGCAGAUGACAUUUUAAACUGGAAUAAUUCUGCCUGUGAAGUAAAAGAAAACCUGAAUGAAACCAAGCAAAAGGUCCUGAAACAGAAUCUGACAUAUUCCUUGAUGGCUGAAACCAGAUUUGACGAUCCGACAGACUAAAAUAUGGAUCUUGAAGGACUCAAGAUGUGGAAAGAGUGUGUAUUUUAUGAGCUCCAUCGACUGAAUCAAAACAAAAAUAUGUAACAAUGCACAGUGGAUAAGUGUGUUUCUGUUCGGCCACAGAUCCAGACUUCAGCUGCUGGAGUGGGUCAGCUCUGAGUCCGUCACCUCCAUCCUCCACAAGCUCAUCGAGCAGCGGAUGGAGCAGCACUGCCGGGGCGAGUACGAGCGCUCCUUCCUGUUAGAGUUCCAGGAGGUAAAACAUCAUCUGUGUCUGCAUUUUCACUAACUCAGAGGAGGUUUUUCUGGAUGAGCCCUCUAACUUUAAACUUGUCUCCCGUGAGCAGUGGCUGGAGCUGGUGCUGGGCUGGCUUAGCAAAGUGUUUGCCAGCGAAGCAGAGAAAGAUGGUCCGACCUUGACUCCUGGUGCCCCUGGUGCUCAGGCUGGCCCCCCUGCCAGCUCGGUCCUGAAACAGUGGAGGUGCCACAUGCACCAAUUCUUCUGCAGGAUCUACGUCAACAUGAGGAUAGAGGAGCUCUUCAGUAUCAUAAGAGGUGAGAGGGGAUCUGGAUUUGAAGUCUGAUUUUCUUUUGUUGUUGCAAAGAUGAGGGCUCAGAUUAUGUUUUUAUGAUACAUUUAGAUGCAAAGGUUAAUAGAAACAAUGCUCCGACUUUCUUGGACUAAUUUUCAUUUUUUAAAUACCCUUCUCAGAUUUCCCAGAAUCCAAAGCAGCCAUAGAAGACCUCAAGUUUUGUCUGGAAAGAACCAACCAGAGACAGCAGCUCCUCACCUCACUGAAGUCUGCUUUUGAGAGCCGUCUGCUUCACCCAGGUCAGACCUCUGCUGGUGCCAGUUUUUCAAAGUGUUUAAAGGCUUUCUGCAGGUCCUUCAAAAAAUCACAUCUGAUUUAUCUCUAUGUUUUCUAGUGUCGCAAGUAAAAUUUGUCAGAAACUAAUAUAGAUUAUAAAGUCACUUUGAUAGGCGUGUUUUCUGUAAUUUUGGUUGCAGUCACAAAAAAAAGAAAGACAUAAAUAAUGAAUUUUGAACAGACCUCCUGAAAAAAUGCUCUAUUCAAACAAACAGUCAUAAAAAGUGUCACUUUUUAUAAAACAUGUUUUUCCAAAAAGGAUCUAAAGUAACCCCGGAUUAUUUAGUAACAUUUUACCCUGACACAACGCUUUCUACAUUUUUAUUUCGCUAACCUGUGUUUUUCUUUUUUCUUUUCAGGGGUUCACACGUCUGACAUCCUCACCGUUUACAUCUCUGCCAUCAAAGCGCUCCGAGAGCUCGACCCGUCCAUGGUCAUCCUGCAGGUCGCCUGCCAGCCGAUCCGCAAAUACCUCAGGUGAGUUAAUUUAUCCUUAAACAGAUGUUAUAAAGAAGAAUGUUGGAAACGUAAUGAAAACUGUCUGGAUGGUUGUAAUCUUAACGACUACUUAUGUAAUCUGACUUGAAAUGAAACUGUAGAAGGCUUCUGAUUAAAUAUGAAAGUUAAAGUAUUCAGAGAAAUCUUGAAAUACAUUCUGACACGUUAAACUAUUAAGAAUAUUAAAUAAAAGGCAUACGACUUUAACUAUAAUUAAACUAACAGAGCAGGAAAAAAUGAUUUUUUUUAAAGAAGCAGCGUUUUUAGUCAUGCUUUAUUUAAUAUCUGUGGUGCGUUCAAGGACUCGGGAGGACACUGUGAGACAGAUCGUAGCCGGUCUGACCGGAGAUGCUGAGGGCUGCACAGAUUUGGCCUCGGAGCUUUCCAGAGGAGACCCUGUGACUCUGGAGAUGCAGGAUAGCGACGAAGAAGGCAAUGACCCCAAGGACUGGACUCCAGACCCGACCGACGCUGUCCCCGGUCAGUAAACACAUCAUUAGCUGCUCCUGCUGCUUUUUGCUGUUUGACUUUACUGACAGUGGGUUGGGUUUUGCAGAUAAGAUGGGCUCCAAACGGCGCUCCUCUGACAUCAUCAGCCUGCUGGUCAGUAUCUACGGCAGUAAAGGAAUCUUCAUCGACGAGUACAGAGCCGUGCUGGCCGACCGGCUGCUGCACCAGCUCAACUACAACACUGCCAGGUACAUCUGAACACACACGCUGUGACUGAAGGAUCAGGUUUUACCGUCUUUUACAGCCAAUAAUCAAAUAGUUAUGAAAUCAACUAAAGAACAUAAAAGAAAGAUUUUCAGAUAAGUUCAAGACAGAAGAGGUGUAUUGAAUAGUUUUAUUGAUCUAGUCAGGGUCAGCUCUUUAAAUCUGAAGGACUGGAGAGCAGCAGAAAUCACUAAAUGCAAAAUUACAUUCUAUCAUACACUCUUUCAUAGUUGCUCAUCAUUGUAAAUAUGUCAUUUUCUAACAUUUUUCCAAUAUUUUGUCCUUUUUGGUUUGUUUUCAGGGAAAUUCGUAACGUGGAGCUGCUGAAGCUUCGGUUCGGAGAGUCUCACAUGCAUUACUGCGAGGUCAUGCUGAAGGUAAACGCUCACUGACAUGUUUUAGUCUCUGUGGUUUUACAUGCAGGGUUAAGAUGACCCCAACCAUCAUUAAAAACAUGCAUUAACUAUUCAUAAGGUCAAAUUUCAAAGUUUAAGGUUUCAUUCAUUCAUCUCUCUGCCUGUUUCCAACAUGGCGGUAGUAAAGAUUUUACAGGCACAACAUUUCUCGAUAAGCAAAAAACAGAACAACUUUUAAAAAAUGAUAAAGAUAAGGCUUUGUCUCACGUCUCUGUCUUCUGUCUCUGUUCCAGGACAUGGCGGAUUCUCGGAGGAUCAACAGUAACAUCCGUGAGGAGGAGUCCAGGCUGAGCGAGGAGGAGCAGCCGCCGCUGUCCCUGUCCGCCAUCAUCCUGUCCUCGGAGUUCUGGCCGCCACUAAAGGAGGACAAGCUGGAGCUCCCCCCGAUCAUCUGCCAGAGCAUGGAGGCAUACACACACCGCUAUGAGAAACUCAAGGUGGAGUUCACCAAGAUUUCACUUCUUUUUACGUUCUGACUUUCAACCACCUCUAAAACAGUCUGUUUGGAAACUUUGCACAAGUCUUUUUUAACAACCUGAAGUCGUUCAAGGAAAGUUUGACAGCUCAGGUUUUAGAGUUUGCAGCUAAAUUCCCACAUUUUUCACACAACAAAAAAACGUUCAACAAAAAAGCUUGAGUCCGUAUAAAUACUGUAAAAACAGCACUAUGAAAUAUUUUUCUUCUCAGUUGAAAUUGCAGGUUCUUUUCUUUUCUAUCUCGUUGUGUAAUCAGUUUGCUUGUUUGUUUGUGUUAUUUUCAGUUUCUGGGUUGAGACUUUUUCGCAGUUCUUGCCAAACUUGAGCCACACGUGUCUCCCUAAAGAGCCAAAACGCUGUUGCAGCGCCGAGGAGAGAAUUUUCAUGGCAUGAAGUGAAGCAGUUUCUCUGUGUUUCAGGCUAUGAGGACGCUGAGCUGGAAGCCUCACCUGGGCUCCGUCACUCUGGAUGUGGAGCUGGAGGACCGCACUCUCACAAACCUCACCGUCUCCCCCAUCCACGCCGCCAUCAUCCUGCACUUCCAGGACAAAAGUACGGCUUGUCAUUUCUAACUUGUGCCAUUUUUGGUUUUUCCUGGUAUUAGAAAAAAAAUCAGUGGGAUCUUCUGAAUAUAUGCAAAUAUCUCUUUGACCUGCUAAAAGCUGAUUCAAAAUGAAGUUGGACUGUCACUCAUAGAUUUAUUUGUGCUCCUAAAUCCAAAAUGCAAGUAAAAAAAUGAGUUUACAUCUAAAUUUUGCAGCAUAAAUUUGCAAGAAAAUAUAGAAAAUGGAUGAUUCUUGGUGUCUUAUCAGGAGGUCUCAUGUUGUUGUCUUGUCGGGGAUGAUGGUUUCUCCUGCUGCAGCACCAGAAAUGAGAUUUUCAUCUUACUAACAGGCAUUUAUAAGCUUUGACCGUACUUAUGUUUGGAGAAAGAACACCAGGCACAAACUUACUUCUUAUAAUUUGUAAAUUUAAGUUAAAAUCAGCAAACUGGGGAAUAUUUUAGCAGAUGAGGAUUUUUUUCCCUGCAUGUCUGGGGUGGCUAGAUCAGCUGUUUGUCCUUUGUCAGGUUCGUGGACUCUGGAGGAGCUGAGCACAAAGCUCGGCGCCCCGAAGGAGCUGGUGCACAGGAAGUUGGCUCUGUGGCAGCAGCAUGGCGUUCUGAGGGAGGAGGCCGGGGGGCGCUACUAUGUGGUGGAGACGGGCUCGUCCAAAGAGAAGAUGGAGAGAGGUGUGAUGCUGAUCGACAGCGACGAGGAGAGAGACUCCAAUACCACAACCCAGUCUGAGCAGAGGGAGGAGAAGCUGCAGGUACUGAAACUACUUAUUGUAUUCAAUGCAGCCCAAUGUUUUCUCAAGCCCGGGUCAAAGCCUUGAUCAGUGAUACAAUGAAAAUACAAAUUUAAAAAAGCUUACGUCGAGGAAACAGGAUGUGAAAUUUACGAAGCUGUCUGAAAACUCUGUCUGUCUGUCUGUUUCUGCAGCUGUUCUGGGCCUACAUUCAGGCCAUGCUGACCAACCUGGACAGUAUGACGCUAGACCGCAUCCACUCUAUGCUCCGGAUGUUCGUCGCCACGGGACCUGUCGUCACGGAGAUGGACAUCAAUGAGCUGGAGGCCUUUUUGCAGAGAAAAGUCAUGGAGCAUCAGCUGCUCGCCUCCUCAGGCGUCUACAGACUCCCUAAAUCCACCUGAUGGACGAGAAGGAUGAACCUGGUGGACGGAGUGAUGCUGCAUUCAAGUGCUGUGGAAAAAAAAGAGGAAUAUGUACUUCUCCCUGAGGGUUUUUGGAAGGAAAACUGCUAAUAUUUCCACCAUGAGUCAUCUUGUCUGUCUUUCAGAUGGUCAUGAGAAUGUCGCAGCUGAAAGACGGGAUUUGUUCUUCAGUUUAGUGGGAAUCCUGCAGAACUUGAACUGUCGUGACAUGUGAAUGCAGCACAGUUAGACGAGGACUGUACCUGUGAAGGGUCUUUCGAGUAAAAGCACUCUCCCCUUCCUUAGCAUCCAUAAAAACACUCGAUGCUGAAGCUUGGAAUAAAGCAGUGAAGUUGGUUGAAAACUAAUAACUGUGUUGGUUAAUAAAAGCUCUUUCAAGUCUUGUGAUUGAGGUGAAUUAGUCAAAUGCAUGUUACAUAUCUGCAGAGAAACUUUCACAGAAGCAUGUAACAUGUUUGCAGCAGAGAGGUUUACCUGCUCAUUUUCAGACUGCAGAUUUUUGAACAUUUCACAGCCAUGUGAAACACAAACACUUUUCCACGAGCACAAUCUUUACAGCCUUCUGCCCUGAAAACGUUGAGCUGUAUUAUUUUUGGACUUUAUUCAAAGAAUAAUGUAGUUGAUAAAACAGACUGGGAAGAGAGGGUGUGGUUUAAAUCUCUAACAUGAACCACUGCAGCCUUUAAUUUAUCUGCUGAGCCUAACCAGUGCAGCAAAGGUACUUGGCAGCAUUUGACAAAUUUGCAUCAUAAACAGCUGCAUUUUUAGACUUUAGAGACAUGUAAAGAUUUUGUUUAGCCCUGUCAAUUUCUAUCCAGCGGGAGAGAAACAACUGUUGUAGAAUUCACAAGUGAGAUUCUGGUUUUUGCUGUGAAAUCAGAGAUUAAAAAGGUCCCUCUAAUUCUCAUUGUUCGAUAUGCAGCUUUUCAGUUGAUUUAAAUUAACAGUAUAAAGAAAUUGAUCACUAAAGUUGGGGGUCAAAAGAGUGCUGUAGCUAAUGAAGUUUGAGGGUUAUUUGACUUUUCUCACAAGAUCAAAUACAAAUUUUGAAAUAUUUUUUUACUUCAAUUUGAUCAAAUAUGUCCAAUACGGUGUUUCUACAAAUAUGUAUUGCCACUCCUGCUGCAGCAAAUAAACAUUAAUACUUUGUUUUCUUUAA
Molecule: messenger RNA, 7820 nt
Organism: Xyrichtys novacula (pearly razorfish)
Lineage: Eukaryota; Metazoa; Chordata; Actinopteri; Labriformes; Labridae
Source: the annotation of a GenBank genome assembly